AUGGCGCAGCAUCACACCAAAAUCAAUCUAGUGCGCAUCGCACAUGUGUACUACACGCACUCCGAUCUCGCCAAAGCACGCGAAUUCCUUUCCGACUUUGGCUUUACAGUAGCCGAUGACCGGGGCGACACCGUCUACUACAGGGGCUAUGGGACCGAGCCGUUCGUCUACUGCGCCAAGAAAGGUGAAGCAAACGAGUUCGGCGGCGCGGCCUUCCUAGUCGAGUCCAUGGCGGAUUUGGAACUGGCUUCCAACACGCUGCCCCAGGCCACGGCCAUCGAAGACUCGGACGCGCCCGGCGGCGGCAAGCGGGUGACAUUCCGCGACCCUGUCGACAGCUUUCCGUUCCACCUGAUCUACGGACACACCCUGGUGGAGAAGACGGCCCACCUCCCGGAGCUCAACUACAACUACCCCGAGACCAAGCACCGCGCCGUCAACAAGACGCAGCGCUUCAAGCAGGGCCCCGCCCCCGUGCACAAGUUGGGUCACUUCGGAUGCUGCGUCACCGACUUCGUCAAGGCGUUCGAGUUUUACACGACUCGCUUCAACUUAAAGCCGACAGACAUCAUCACGGACUCCACAGGCAAAGACAUCACGGCAUUCUUCCAUCUGGACAGGGGGAUGGAGCAGGUAGACCACCACACCUUUUUCUUCUUUGAGGGACCCAAGUACCAUGUCCAUCACUCCAGCUUCGAGGUCCACGACUUCGACAUCCAGUCGCUGGGGCACCAGUGGCUGCGUGAGAAGGACUACGAUCUUGUCUGGGGCGUCGGGAGGCACGUGCUUGGCUCGCAAAUCUUCGACUACUGGUGGGACCGCUCGGGUUUCGUCAUGGAGCAUUAUGUGGAUGGAGACUUGGUUGAUGAGACCACGCCGGUUACCAGAUCGCCCGCGGGGCCAGAUAGUUUGCAUAUCUGGGGACCGCCGUUGCCGCCCACGUUUUUGCAAUGA
Messenger RNA from Chaetomium globosum CBS 148.51, 954 nucleotides. RefSeq lists its product as uncharacterized. The record is from RefSeq and is a predicted model, not a curated record. NCBI's taxonomy places the organism in Eukaryota, Fungi, Ascomycota, Sordariomycetes, Sordariales, Chaetomiaceae. Gene Ontology annotation, biological process: L-methylmalonyl-CoA metabolic process. Gene Ontology annotation, molecular function: methylmalonyl-CoA epimerase activity. Gene Ontology annotation, cellular component: mitochondrion. The coding region runs from base 1 to 954 and encodes 317 amino acids. The transcript has 4 exons.